Peniophora sp. CBMAI 1063 is the source of this 294-nucleotide messenger RNA. NCBI's taxonomy places the organism in Eukaryota, Fungi, Basidiomycota, Agaricomycetes, Russulales, Peniophoraceae. The record is from the annotation of a GenBank genome assembly.
AUGCAUAACUAUGGCAGGACCGGUCCUCCCCUAAUUUCACCGAGCAUCGGCUUGUUUACCGCACGCAACUCUCAACCAGUCGCUCUAGCGACUUCGCCAACCACACUUGAUGCUCCCAUCGACCCUCCUAUUCCCUGUCGGCGCAUCACCUCGGCGAAGGGCAUAGUUGGUUAUCGCGGUCUGCAGACGAACGCGCCUUACCCCGGUCAUGACCAUGCCCAGUUUGCUUCAUAUGCCGGAAGUGUCGAUUCAUUCCAGUUUGAUGAAUACAUGAUAACCUGGCAUCCCUUGUAA